Messenger RNA from Ochlerotatus camptorhynchus, 6511 nucleotides. Its product is annotated as unconventional myosin-VIIa-like. Gene Ontology annotation, molecular function: actin filament binding; microfilament motor activity; ATP binding. The coding region runs from base 103 to 6444 and encodes 2113 amino acids. Gene Ontology annotation, biological process: sensory perception of sound; vesicle transport along actin filament; actin filament organization. Lineage: Eukaryota; Metazoa; Arthropoda; Insecta; Diptera; Culicidae. The record is from RefSeq and is a predicted model, not a curated record. Gene Ontology annotation, cellular component: actin cytoskeleton; cytoplasm; vesicle. The transcript is spliced from 13 exons.
AUUCAACUUUAUGAUAUGGAACCGUUGUUUAAUGACGCCAGCAAAGUGAAGUGAAUUGAGUUUGCAUAUAUACUCUUGAUUUGGUGAUUCUCUAGAAGAAAGAUGGAUGCGAAAGAAGAGCUCGGCGAAUGGGUAUGGCUCGCGCCGAAAAAGAUCGACGAAUUCGAGGUCCCGUACGCGGGUCGGGUGCUACGGACCCAUUCUGGCCAGACGCUCGUCGUCGAUGACGAUGGCCAGGAAACCUGGGUCAAAGACAAUGAGGUUAUCAAACCGAUUCAUGUAACGUCACAAAGAACGGUGGACGACAUGAUAACACUGGGUGACCUACAGGAGUAUGCCAUUCUGCGAAAUCUAAUUGUCCGCUAUCGUCAGAAGCAAAUCUACACCUACACCGGUAGCAUGCUGGUGGCGAUCAAUCCCUAUGAGAUUCUACCAAUUUACACGUUCAACGAGGUCAAUAUGUACAGAAAUCGGAAGAUAGGUGAACUACCGCCGCAUAUUUUUGCGAUUGGGGAUAGUGCCUAUCAGGAGAUGCGUCGGGAUGCGAAAAACCAGUGUAUUGUGAUAAGUGGCGAAUCGGGAGCAGGAAAAACUGAGAGUACUAAACUGAUUUUGCAAUACCUGGCGGCGACAAGUGGGAAACAUUCGUGGAUUGAGCAACAGAUCAUUGAGUCGAAUCCGAUCUUGGAGGCGUUUGGCAAUGCCAAGACGGUGCGGAACGAUAACUCGUCGCGGUUUGGAAAGUACAUCGAUGUGCACUUUAAUAAGGAGGGAGUGAUCGGUGGGGCUAAAAUUGAUCAUUAUUUGCUGGAGAAGUCCAGGAUUGUGAGCCAGAACAAGGGCGAAAGGAAUUAUCACAUAUUCUACUCCAUGUUGGCGGGGUUGAACAAGGAAGAAAAGAAGCUGCUGGAGUUGGAGGAUGCUUCAAAGUAUCACUACUUGACGAGGGGGCAAACGCUGAACUGUGAAGGUCGAAGUGAUGCUGGGGAAUUUGCCGAUGUCCGUGCUGCCAUGAAAAUGCUUUCGUUUACGGAUCGUGAUAUUUGGUCUAUCUUGAGUUUACUGGCGGCGGUUCUGCAUCUGGGCAACGUCAAGUACAAAUCAACCGUUGUUCAGAAUAUGGAUGCCGUGGAAGUGAAUGAUAAUGUGAAUGUAAUUAGGAUCGUGAAUUUGCUAGGAGUGAUGAAAAAUUCUCUAGUGCAUGCCUUGACGCGCAGGACCAGAUUCGCCCAUGGAGAGAGGGUGGUUUCGCACAUAUCCAAGGAACAGGCGCUGGAAGCCCGGGAUGCAUUUGUGAAGGCUAUUUACGGAAAGAUAUUUGUUAUGAUUGUGGAUAAGAUUAACACCGCCAUUUAUAAAUCAUCGCCAAAGUCGCGAAUUUCCAUUGGUGUUCUCGAUAUUUUUGGAUUCGAACAAUUCGAAACGAAUAGCUUCGAGCAGCUGUGCAUAAACUUUGCGAACGAGAAUUUGCAGCAGUUUUUCGUGAAGCAUAUAUUUAAGAUGGAACAAGAAGAAUACACCCGCGAAGGAAUCAACUGGACCAACAUCGACUUCAUCGACAAUCAGGACGUGCUGGACAUGAUCGGAAUGAAGGCACUGCACAUAAUGGCUCUGAUAGACGAGGAAACCCGUUUUCCGAAAGGAACCGACAUAACAAUGCUAUCGAAGUUGCACACUACCCACGGAACGAAGACAAUCUACCUAAAACCGAAGUACGACAAUGUACCUUCGUUUGGAGUGCAACAUUUUGCCGGAAAAGUAUUUUACAACGUGAAUGGUUUCUUGGAGAAAAACCGAGACACGUUCAGUCCCGAUAUGAAGGAACUGGUGACGAAGAGCAGUAACGAAUUUCUGGUCAGACUGUUCGGAUCGGAUGAUACGUUGGACACGUCGAAGAGGUCCGUUACCCUGUCGCUGCAGUUCCGAUCCUCGCUGGAAGCUCUGAUGAGGACAUUAUCUUCAUGCCAUCCGUACUUCAUCCGGUGUAUCAAGCCCAAUGAGUUGAAGAAGCCAAAGAUCAUCGACAAUGCCUUGUGCGUUCGACAGCUUCGGUACUCUGGCAUGAUGGAAACCGCCAAAAUCCGAAAAGCAGGUUACGCCAUUAGGCACAGCUAUUCGGAGUUUGUAGAACGCUAUCGACAUCUGGGCAAGAACAUCGGACCUGCCCACAAGGUUGAUUGCAGGGUUGCAUCCAUGCAAAUUUGUCAUCUAGUGCUGGCCACGAUACCGGAUGAUUACCAGUUUGGCAGAACCAAGGUAUUCCUGAAGGAAAGCCAUGAUGCAUGGCUUGAGUCGGAGCGAUCCCGGGUUUACUUACACUAUGUCAUGUUGAUUCAACGUGCUUUCCGACGAGUGCUGUUCUUCAAGUACAUUCGAAGGUAUCGCAUAGCAGCCAUCACAAUACAGAAACACUGGCGAGCACGUGGCUAUCGGUCCAACUAUCUGAUAAUUAGAAACGGUUAUAGAAGACUGCAAGCGGUGAUCAAGUCUCGCGACUUGACGUACAAAUUCGGUAGACUGCGAGAGGUCAUCGUGUACUUGCAGGCUCACUGCCGUGGGCAUUUGACUCGUAAGAACUUAAAGGACAGGAUCACCUACAAGGCCCAGCGUAUGAACGAAUUACUUGGAAUAAAACGCAGGGAGGAAACCCAAUUCAAGCAAUCCGGCAACAAACGCUGGCGGGAGGAUGCCGAACAUAACUAUUGGCUGCGCGUUGACGAGCUGAAUCAAGAGUUGGCCUUGGAAGCAGAAAUGAAGAGAACUAUCGAGAUGGUUCAACCAUAUCCAGCGAUGGAUGCGGAAGAAAACAACAAGGUAGUUGACGAUGUUUUCGGAUUCCUGAAUGACCCCAUGAGUCCGGAACCGGUACCUAAGCGAAAAACCGCCGACAGCGACAGCGACAGCGCCCCCGAUACCAUCUACCUGAGAAAUGGCGAAAAUUUUCCCUACCGCGAGGAUUUAUCCGACUAUAACUUUGCCAAGUACGCGGCCACGUACUUUGUCAACAAUGCGUCUUAUCAGUUCAGCAAACGCAAGCUUAAAUCCUCGCUGGUAGACUUACCCAGCCCGGCCGACACCAUUUCAGCACAGGCACUGUGGAUAACGAUUUUGCGUUUCAUGGGAGAUAUGGCGGAGGCGCGAUAUGAGGACGACAGCGAUGAAGUCAAGCACAAGCCCGUCAUGCAAAAGUUGACCGUUACGUUGGGGCGGAAUUUUGCCAAAACGAAAGACUUCCAAGCUUUUCAGCAAAAUUUGUCCGAGCAUGAACGGAAGUUGAUCCAUAGGACGUUGAAACGGAAAUCGAAAAUUCCUGCGGAAUUGAAAGCGAUCGUGGAGAAUACCGAUGAGAUUGCGGAUUAUCAGGAAUUUUUGAACAACCGAAGCUCUAAUUUGGACAAGUUGCAUUUUAUCAUUGGGCAUGGCAUAUUGAACAAGCAAUUGAGAGACGAGAUCUACUGCCAGAUUUGCAAGCAGCUGACGAACAAUCCCAAUUCUACCUCCCAUUCUAAGGGGUGGAUUUUGCUAUCGCUUUGUGUAGGAUGUUUCCCACCUUCGGAGCGAUUUGAAAAAUAUCUAAGGUCAUUUAUUCGGGAUGGACCGCAGCUGUAUGCUCCUUUCUGUGAGCAUCGGCUCGAUCGUACGAUACAGAAUGGCGCUAGGAGACAACCACCGUCAUGGUUGGAGCUGCAAGCGAACAAAAGCAAGAAACCGAUCACAGUUUCCGUAACCAUGAUGGAUGGGGCCAGCAAGAAUGUGGACAUCGAUUCCUCUAGCACGGCCGAUGAGAUGUGCCAGAAGCUGGCAAACAGUAUCGGGCUGAAGGACGAUUUUGGAUUUUCCAUUUUUGUAAUGCUACAGGAUAAGGUUUUGCCCUUGCAAAGUGGACGGGAGUUCAUCAUGGAUGCCAUUUCUAACUGUGAACAGUAUGCCAAGGAACAGGGAGGCAAUGAGAGGAGUGCAUCCUGGAAGAUAUUCUUCCGGAAGGAAAUGUUUGCUCCGUGGCACGAUCCGUCAGUGGAUGCGAUCGCUACGAACCUAAUCUAUGCCCAGGUUGUGCGUGGGGUGAACCUUGGGGAGUUGGUUAGCACUUCGGAUAAAGAUAUUGCUAUGCUGGCAGCACUGCAGUACUAUGCUGAUUAUGGAUUGGAGUUAAACACCAAGACACUUCAGGAACGAUUGAAGGACUAUUUACCGAGGAUCUUGGUUAGACCGGAUACUGCUUCUCGCUGGGUGCAAUUGAUUGAAACGGCAUUCAAGAGAAGUCGCUGCGUGAAGGAUGGUUUGCAGAGAAUAGUGGCCAAGGAGGAUAUCGUUCUGUUUGCUAAGUUGACUUGGGGUAUGAUGUUCUCUCGGUUCUACGAGGCUGUUCAAAUCGAUGGUACCAAGCUUCCGUCGAGUAAUGUGAUCAUUUCGGUCAACUGGUCUGGAGUGUACUUUGUGGAUGAUCAGGAGCAAGUGCUGGUGGAGUUGUCUUACCCGGAGAUCAUGCAAAUGGAUUGUGACGAGGGUGAUGCCAGUGAAGUGGGAACGUUAUUCAUCAGUACAAUUCAGAAGGAGGACUACGUGUUCAAGUCUUUCGAAGCAAAGCCGCUAACAGAUUUGGUAAACUACAUCCUGAAGGAGUUGCGCAACAGAAGCAUCUACGCCGUAGCUAUACGAACCCAUUCGAGUGAGGAACAAACGGAAUCGAUGUUGAGCUUAUUGAAGGGUGAUUUGGUAACGUUGGGACAAGGUUUCACUGGAGAAUCGAUCCUGGCGGAAGAUGCUACUUGGGGUUACGGAGAAUCAAAUGGAAAGUCGGGCUACUUUCCAACGGAAGCCGUUUACGUACUACCGACAAUCAUGCCUCCCCCGGCGAUGGUGUUGAAUCUAUAUCGGAAAGAGGGAGUUCUUAAAGCUAGAAAGCAUGCAGCCCCAAAUUACAAUACCAUUCAGAGAAGGAAGAUGCACAAUUUGCAGCGAUUUGGAGCUGAUCAGUUCAGGUCUCCUAUAAGCUUGGCAUCCUCUUCCGCCACCUUGAGCAGCGUGAGAAAAUCGUCAUCCGAGGAACUUUGGAGACAUACUCGGGAGCCAAUGAAGGCUCCACUGCUGCAGAAGCUGCAGCACGAUAAAGCCAGAGUUGACACGGCGGUUGGACUAUUUACCUGGAUUCUGAAAUACAUGGGAGAUCUACCGAAGGGCCGCGAACCGGUUGAUACCGAUAAGAUAUUUAGACCGGCGCUAAACGACGACCUGCUGAGGGACGAGCUGUACUGUCAGAUUAUGCGUCAGCUCACGGAUAAUCAGAUCCAGAUCAGCGAAGAACGUGGCUGGGAUCUACUGUGGCUGGCAACUGGAGUGAUGGUUCCCAGUCAGCAGGUCCUGAAGGAGCUGUUUGAAUUUUUGAAGACCAGAAAGCAUCCGAUUGCAGCCGAAUGUCUACAGAGAGUGCAGAAAACAUUGAAGCUUGGCCAUAGGAAAUAUCCGCCGUAUGUAGUCGAAGCGGAAGCCAUCCGUUAUCGCACGGUUGAAAUAUAUCAUAAGGUCUACUUCCCUGACGAUACGGAUGAGGCAUUCCAGAUUGAAUCGUCUACCAAGACCAAGGACUUGCUGCAGACGAUCACAAAACGGUUGGAGCUGAAGUCGAACGAAGGUUUCAGUUUGUUCAUCAAGAUUGGUGAUAAGGUUUUCUCAGUACCGGAGGAGUACUUCAUCUUCGAUUUCAUUUAUGAACUGAUGGAAUGGAUGCGUGAAACACUUCCGUCUCGAUCGAAUGACAACAGGAUCCAAUGUGAAUACCAGUUGUUCUUCAUGAAGAAACUGUGGAUCAACGUAGUUCCUGGAAAGGACCCACUCGCGGACGAAAUGUUCUACUUCCACCAGGAAGUUCCAAAGCUAUUGCAGGGAUACUACAAAGUGUCCAAGCUUGAAGCCGUUGAUCUUGCUGGGUACAUAUUCUGGGCAACUUACGAGGAGGCUGAUAUGCAGCUGCUCCAUAAGUCCUUCCCAGAGAUGAUGCAUUCACUAGUCCCAGAAGACGCUGUGAGAAUGCAGAAACCGGAUCAGUGGAAGAAGGAUAUCAUUGCGAAGGUGAAUUCGUUGAAUGGAAUAAGUCAGUCAAGGGCGAAGCUAGAGUACGUCAAUAUUGUCCACAAGUUCCCCAUGUUUGGAUCGACGUUCUUCGUUGUCAAGCAGGCAACCGAUCAGAAUCUUCCGGAGACGUUGUUGGUGGCGAUCAACAAGCAUGGUUUCAACUUGAUCGAUCCACGCACCAAAGACCUCCUCACUCAGUACAGCUACAUGGAGCUUAACUUCUGGAGCUCGGGCAACACGUACUUCCACAUCAAGUUCGGAAACAUGAUGGGUUCAUCAAAGCUGCUUUUGGAAACGAAACAAGGUUACAAAAUGGAUGACCUACUGACGUCCUACAUUCGUCACUUCAAAACCCAAGGACAAAGGAACUAGAACCAUGUUUAUCUCUUUUCAAAGCAUUAUAUUAUGAAUAAAGCAUGUGCUAUUAAUCUCAAAAAUA